AUGUUUCUCAGGUCGCAGUCAGGAACAGGGAAGACAGCAACAUUCUCCAUCUCUGUUCUGCAGUGCCUGGAUAUACAGGUUCGUGAGACCCAAGCGUUGAUCUUGGCACCAACUCGGGAGCUGGCUGUACAGAUUCAGAAGGGUCUUCUUGCUCUAGGAGACUACAUGAAUGUCCAGUGUCAUGCCUGCAUUGGAGGGACCAAUGUGGGCGAAGAUAUCCGGAAACUGGAUUACGGGCAGCAUGUUGUUGCUGGCACUCCAGGCCGUGUAUUUGAUAUGAUUCGUCGGCGAAGUUUAAGGACUCGUGCCAUCAAAAUGCUGGUUUUGGAUGAAGCAGAUGAAAUGCUCAAUAAAGGUUUUAAGGAGCAGAUUUAUGAUGUGUACAGAUACUUGCCUCCAGCCACACAGGUGGUUCUGAUCAGUGCCACUUUGCCUCAUGAAAUUCUGGAGAUGACCAACAAAUUCAUGACAGACCCCAUUCGCAUCUUGGUGAAACGUGAUGAGCUGACCCUCGAAGGAAUCAAGCAGUUUUUUGUGGCUGUGGAGAGAGAAGAAUGGAAGUUUGACACUUUGUGUGAUCUCUAUGACACGCUCACAAUCACCCAGGCUGUCAUCUUCUGUAACACCAAGAGAAAGGUAGACUGGCUUACAGAGAAGAUGAGGGAAGCCAACUUCACCGUUUCAUCCAUGCAUGGGGACAUGCCACAAAAGGAGAGGGAGUCUAUCAUGAAAGAGUUCAGAUCCGGUGCAAGCCGAGUCCUUAUUUCAACAGAUGUUUGGGCUAGAGGCCUGGAUGUGCCUCAGGUGUCCCUCAUCAUUAACUACGACUUACCAAACAACAGAGAACUCUACAUACACAGAAUUGGCCGAUCAGGCAGAUACGGUCGAAAAGGUGUUGCCAUCAACUUUGUGAAGAAUGAUGACAUACGCAUCCUGCGAGACAUUGAGCAGUACUACUCCACCCAGAUAGAUGAGAUGCCCAUGAAUGUUGCUGAUCUUAUCUGAAGGUCUGUGUUCACCAGGGACUUAAAAUUAUGGAGGCUACCAAACAGUAUGUUUUGGACCCACAUCAUUUUAUCAUAUUGCUGAUUAUAUGUUCUUCAGUUGAGUUGCACUUGGGAACUUGUGUAAAUAAUGUCUUUACUCCCACUCAUCUUCUUCAAUAAAAAAGAAGUUUUACCAAGAAGUUUUACCAUAA
Athene cunicularia (burrowing owl) is the source of this 1198-nucleotide messenger RNA. RefSeq names its product eukaryotic translation initiation factor 4A3 (gene EIF4A3). Gene Ontology annotation, molecular function: ATP binding; mRNA binding; RNA helicase activity. The record is from RefSeq and is a predicted model, not a curated record. Bases 1 to 1005 code for a protein of 334 amino acids. Gene Ontology annotation, cellular component: catalytic step 2 spliceosome; nucleolus. The transcript is spliced from 10 exons. NCBI's taxonomy places the organism in Eukaryota, Metazoa, Chordata, Aves, Strigiformes, Strigidae.